AUCAUGAGUGGAAGAGGCAAAACCGGCGGAAAGGCUAGAGCAAAGGCCAAGAGUCGCUCUUCCAGAGCAGGACUCCAGUUUCCCGUUGGCCGUGUUCACAGACUUCUCCGCAAGGGUAACUAUGCCCAGCGCGUCGGUGCCGGUGCUCCAGUGUACUUGGCCGCUGUGCUCGAGUAUCUGACCGCUGAGAUCUUGGAGCUGGCUGGAAACGCCGCUCGGGACAACAAGAAGACCCGUAUCAUCCCCCGUCACCUGCAGCUGGCGGUGCGCAACGACGAGGAGUUAAACAAGCUUCUGGGCGGAGUGACCAUCGCUCAGGGAGGUGUGCUGCCCAACAUCCAGGCAGUGCUGCUGCCCAAGAAGACCGAGAAGGCCACCAAAGGCAAAUAAAUCAGUUGAGUUAUUCGUUUCCCCCAAAGGCUCUUUUAAGAGCCACCCAUUCAUUCUUUAAAACUGCAGUUUCAUUAAGAACUCAAUCAUCCCUUCCUGGGCUUAAUUUUUCACAAAUGCCACAAAUGUUCCCCAUAGAUCUCCAGAUACUUCCUUUUUCACUUCUCAGUUCCAAGAUCUGAGCCUUCGUCCUUUUUCAUUAAAACCAGGACAUACUGACAAUCAGUUUAUUGCAGGCCAUAGUUUAUUGCAGGCCAUGCAGUGUUUGGGGAAGUAUUUCAAAUAAAGAGCAAGUUCAAGUAA
This is a messenger RNA of Danio aesculapii, 693 nucleotides long. Its product is annotated as histone H2A-like. Gene Ontology annotation, molecular function: structural constituent of chromatin; DNA binding; protein heterodimerization activity. The record is from RefSeq and is a predicted model, not a curated record. Bases 4 to 390 code for a protein of 128 amino acids. The transcript has a single exon. NCBI's taxonomy places the organism in Eukaryota, Metazoa, Chordata, Actinopteri, Cypriniformes, Danionidae. Gene Ontology annotation, cellular component: nucleosome.